Messenger RNA from Danaus plexippus (monarch butterfly), 1036 nucleotides. RefSeq lists its product as uncharacterized. The record is from RefSeq and is a predicted model, not a curated record. NCBI's taxonomy places the organism in Eukaryota, Metazoa, Arthropoda, Insecta, Lepidoptera, Nymphalidae.
UGCUACAUUAUUUCUUGACGAAUCACUGUUGUCUAAUGUCUCUAAAUUAUGACAAUAAUUCUUUUGUCAAUUCACAAUUGUCAAAUAUCAACGAAAGACGUAGCUGGUAACAACAAACAUAAAAUUUUAUACACAUAGCCAAUAGUCGAUAGAGAAAAUGGGACGGAAAAUUCCUGCUAAAAAACACCGAGGAGUUAAAGAUCCUUUAAUACAGCAAGCUAGACGAUUACAAAGUUUAAAAGGCAAAAUCAACGCUCCUCCCAAGGACCCCGAUGAACAACCGGUGCCCCGCUCACUGACGCAACUAUUCGCGUUUCAAAAUAAAAACCAAGAUUUAGUAAAAAAAAAGGAAAAGAAAAAUUGUUCUACGAAUGCAUCAAUAAAAACAAGUGCAGGAGGAAAUCCCAUCUCCAAAUUGAAACAGUUGCCUGGUGAAACCGGUCGGGGCUUCUCUCUUCGUAUAAACAGUGCAAUCCGUGCUCUGAAUGAACCAACAGAUCACUUGGACUACCCUAUGCUGCAGGAAGAGGACCGCGAGGAUGGGAGAGGGGCGUUCAUGGAAGACUGGAGAGAGAGAAGGAGACAAAAAAAGAAGAAAGAUGGCAACCAGCAGCAGGAGCCGAGGCUCGGGCGAGUACAGAGACUAGCAGUUAAGAAACAGGAACGAAAGAAGGCGAAAGAGGAGGCGUCGCGUCCGGAGCUGGUGUACGAGCGCGUGUCGUUCGGGGAAGUGACGCACGCGCCGCCUGCCCUGCCGCCGCCCAGACACGGGAAGACGACAGGCGGCGCACAGAGACCUGGUCGACGACAACUCCUCCUCACAGGGAUCCUUACGGGGGCCGCAGGGGCGGCGGGGGGCGGCGCCGAGAUCAGGGAGAAGGAGAGAAGGGAGCAGGCUCGACUUGACGUGGUGGCCGCGUACAGGACUAUCAAGAAACAGAAGCGGCUGGAAGCGAACAAGACGCGGACACGAGGCAAGAAAGUAGACUCAUGAAGAUACUUGACUAUAGUGUUUUAAUAAAACUGUACCCACAGA